AUGAUGCUGUCUCGUCGCGCGUGCUACAAGUGUGGCAACAUUGGCCACUACGCUGAGGUCUGCUCCUCCUCUGAGCGUCUCUGCUAUAACUGUAAGCAGCCCGGACAUGAAUCCAGCGCUUGCCCUCGUCCUCGCACCACCGAGACCAAGCAAUGCUAUAACUGCCAGGGUCUCGGCCACGUCCAAGCCGACUGCCCAACCCUCCGCCUGAACGGCGGUGCCAACGGCCGCUGCUACAACUGCAGCCAACCCGGCCACCUCGCCCGCAACUGCCCCAACCCCGCCGCCGCCCCCGGCGCUGCAGCUGGACCCGGAGCUGGUCCUGGAGCUGGCGGUCCUGGAGGCCCCCGUCCUCCUCGCGGUAACUUCCAGCCCGGAUUCCGCGGUAACUUCGGCGGAUACCCUCGCGCCGCUACAUGCUACAAGUGCGGUGGACCCAACCACUUCGCCCGUGAUUGCCAAGCUCAGGCCAUGAAGUGCUACGCCUGCGGCAAGCUGGGCCACAUCUCGCGUGACUGUACCGCUCCUAACGGUGGUCCUCUCAGCUCUGCUGGUAAGGUUUGCUACAAGUGUGCUCAGGCUGGUCACAUUUCUCGCGAUUGCCCGACUAACACUGAGGCCGGUGCUGCUGCUGCUGCUGUCGCCGCUGUCGAUGCUGCCGCCCCGGUUGUCCCGGCUGAUGCGCCUGUUGCUCCCGCUGCUGCUGUUGCUGCUGCUGUGCCUGCUGUCGAGGCUAAUGGUGAUGCGGCUCCUGUUGCGUCUGCGGCUCCUACUACCGCUGUCGCAUAG
Molecule: messenger RNA, 789 nt
Organism: Penicillium cosmopolitanum
Lineage: Eukaryota; Fungi; Ascomycota; Eurotiomycetes; Eurotiales; Aspergillaceae
Gene: gisB
Product: putative zinc knuckle nucleic acid binding protein
Exons: 5
Coding region: 1-789 (262 amino acids)
Biological process (GO): positive regulation of cytoplasmic translation
Cellular component (GO): cytoplasm
Molecular function (GO): single-stranded RNA binding; translation regulator activity; mRNA binding
Source: RefSeq, a predicted model, not a curated record